This is a messenger RNA of Camellia sinensis, 714 nucleotides long. The record is from RefSeq and is a predicted model, not a curated record. Lineage: Eukaryota; Viridiplantae; Streptophyta; Magnoliopsida; Ericales; Theaceae.
AAAAACAAUAACUUCACAAAGAGGGUAAAAAAAAGAGAGAUUGAAAUGGAAAAAGAUAAGUAGAUGUUGAGCUUAAAAAUCACACACAACACCUUUUUCAUUAUUUGACGAGAUUACAUGCUCCUCGUAAUUAUAAUUUCAAGGAUGAUAUGAAAGUGUUUUCCCCACUUGUGGAAGUCCAACCUAUUACACCAUCGCUUGAUAAACUUUGGGAUCAGCAUGAGGGUGCAAAAAAAGAUCAUCUUCGAGUUGAUAAGAAACCUUCUUUGCUCUUUCCUUCAUCGAAUAGGAGAUUUCCUCUUUCAGAGGAAGGAGGUGGCAGUGAUCAUCCAAUUUUUGACUGGAAACCUAGUUCAACUUCCAAACAGCCAGACAAGUAUGAGUUACCUAACAAGUUCAAACCUGAUCUCGGCAAAUUUACGCAACAGAGACAACUCCUCCAAUCAAGAGUCUUCACUGGGAUUUCCAGAGCAUAUCCCCUUCAGUUCUAUGUCCCUUUCUCUAGGAACAAAAAGUACUACUUUAGGGCAGUCUAACCUUGAUUCUCUGGGGUCAGCAUUAAACCACCCUCGAAAAUUUACCACUUAUGCUGAAAGGAUGAGUACUAAUCUGGCCUUUAGUGAUGGAACAUCCCUCUCGGUGGGUUCACCAAAAACAAAGAAAACAGGAGCUGAAACGAGAGAAGAACUGUUGAAUAGCUUGUUAUCAAGGACG